AAAAAAGAAGCGGAAUCCUCCCGACGCCGGAUCCGACGACAACGUUUAAACCGGGAUCAAGCGGCUACUCACGCUUCACUUCUCAAUCACUACUUCAAUACUCAGUGUGUUUAUACACCGGAGUAUUUUAGUAAUCGUUUUCGGAUGAGUCGUCCACUCUUUUUAUGCAUACUCGCCGAUAUUGAACACGAGGUGCCUUGGUUCACCCAACGCUUUGAUGCGAGAGGGCGACACGAGUUUAGUAGUGUCCAGAAGUGCACUGUCGCGCUUCGUCAGAUGGCGUACGAGACGGUAUCUGAUGCUCGCGCUAUCUCCGGAGGAUUCUCCUGCACACUCGGGGACCACACUUUCACUCUGCCCUUCGACCCUCUCCGCCUUCUGUCCUCGCCGGAAAACGCCUUCGCCUAUUUCUCCGCCGCGCUCGCCGGCGUCGUCGGCCCCGCAUGCGCCGCGGCGCUCGCCGCCCAAAUGGUCCGGUUCGCCCUUGAGAACGUCACGGUCGGGGGCUGUGUCCGGUUCGGGAUAUCCCUGUCGGCGGUCUUGGAGACGGUCCACCUCCUGGAGCCGGAGGCGGGGCCGAGGCCGCCGCGUCCGCCGGCGGCUCGGGCGGCCGUGGAUGCGCUGGAUGAGUGGAUCACGGACUACAUGUUUCGGACGUUUGGCAGCAGCUGGGGGCCCGCCGUCGGGCCUGGGUUGUCGGAAGAUGAGGUCGCCGCGCUUGAGAAACAGAGGUUCGCCGGAGAGGAGGAGGAGGCGCCGCCGUGCUCGGUGUGCCUGGAGGAGUACAGGGAGGGUGACGUCAUCACUCCCCUGUCGUCUUCCUGUUCGCAUUAUUUCCACAACGCGUGCAUCGCCAAGUGGUUGAGGAGGAAGAGGACUUGCCCCGUCUGCCGUGCUCCGGUCACCGGCGGCCGUCAAAGCUGAAUAAUUAGUCAAGGGGGCCGUUAGCUAAAUAAACCCUAUUGUUGUUAGAUGAUCGAUAAUCUUUACAAAGUUUCAGCUCUAAAUAUUUUAGAAAUAUUUGCACUAGCACUAAAACUAAAGUCAUUUC
Messenger RNA from Cuscuta campestris, 1051 nucleotides. Lineage: Eukaryota; Viridiplantae; Streptophyta; Magnoliopsida; Solanales; Convolvulaceae. The record is from the annotation of a GenBank genome assembly.